AACGUGAGGCCAUUUUCCUUCUAGACACCCUGCCUGUCUUUGUCUUCCAAUUUGAGCUCAGCGUCCUCCCUUCCUUUCCUCUCUGGUUUUCAAUUUUCAGAUGCUCCCACCACCCUCCCAAUCCCUGAGCUGGGCCCACCCUUCCACCCACAGCCACCUCCCCACUUCGUGGCCUCUGACUCCCUGUGCCUGGCCCUCCCUCUCUGUGCCCACAGCCCUGGCUUGGCUGUUCUCUCCUCACCUUUUCCCUGGUCUUCAGCACUGACCCCAGCUGGCCCUGCUCAGACUUCCUGGCUUCCCCUUAUACCCAGGGCAGUGUCCCAGCCCUUCAGCCUGGCUUCGAGACACAGUUUUGUCUGGGCCUGGGCCACAGUGCCCUGUUUGUGCUCUGUGCUUUAGCAUAGCCCACUCAGGCACUCAGCAUUCUCAGCGGGGAUACAAGUGACUGUAGGUAGUAGACAGCUGGACUUGGGGUUAAAGAGUAGAAAUGUCAUUACCUCAUCCAAAAAGAAGCUCAGAAGUGUACAGAGCCUGACAAGAACCCAACUGUCCAAGCAGAUAUGUGGUCAUUAGAGUCUUGGCUUCAGCAUCUCAGAGUGAAGAAGGCUGCCCUCCUGGUGGACAUGGAGGCCCCAGAAGAGAUGCCACCUCGAAGCCUGGGGAGGCCUGUCAAAUCCUCGAAGCAGUGCCUACAGCAGGUCGUUGCAGAAUAUGAGGCUCUGGACCGAGAGCUGCCAUGCAUACGGAAGUUCUCCACACCACCUGCCUCCCAGCCUCUCCGCCUUUGCAUGGAGACCUUGGAGGAUUUUACCCACGUGGAGGUGCUGGAGGCGCUGGAGGCCAAGUUACCUGGGGCCAUGGAAAGCGGGCGCGUGAAUAGCAUACGCUUUGAGAACAUGAACGUAAUCUGUGGGACCGCGGCCGCAGAGACCGGUGGCUCAUCACCGUCGCUGACAUUCAGACGCGCUCGCGCCUACUGCGCUCUGGGCUCAGCCCCCGCGGGCUGGAGCACCAGCUCGUGCUCCACGACGACCUACAGUAGGGCGACUACCGCUUGCACUUGCGCCGCUCGCUGGUCCGACGGCGCAUGCUCGAGGCCCUGGGGUCGGAGCCAACCCAGGAAGACUGACGCAAGAGAGAGGGUGGGCCCCGGCUGCGCUUGCGCACUACGCCCCUGAAGGGGGGGGCCGACUUCGCCGGGAGGGGGCGUCGCCUCCCAGGAAGGAGGCGGGGCCGGCUCGAGGGGGUGGAUACUGUGAGUUUAAUUAUAAAGAAAGACUUGGUACAAAAGCCAUUUCUGUCUGCAAAACCUUGGUGGGGAGUCCAAGGAAGGGAGGGGGUGGGGGUAGGCACUCACCCCCUUCUUAUAAUCCCGCCUCCCUAAACCUACUCCAGUCCCUGCAAAUGGUCGCCGGGGUCCUGAUCCCUUGAGGGAGGAACUGAGGCCAUCAGAAGAGAAGACCUGGGCGCCGGACUUUGGACGCGUGCAGAUUCCAGCCGGUCUCAGCGAGAACCAGACGUCCUCAUCCGCCCCCUCCUCGUCCCCUUCCCACCCCCCUUGGAAGACAAUUCUCAGGCUUUUAUUUCAGGUCUUUUCUGGACUUGUGUAUGUGUGUGUGUUCUAGGGUUUUUCUUUUUUUGUCGUUUUGCUUUGUAUUUUGUUUCUUUUUGCUUAGUCUCUCCUCUCCACCCCGUGCCUCCCCCCUCCAGC
This is a messenger RNA of Heterocephalus glaber (naked mole-rat), 1711 nucleotides long. NCBI's taxonomy places the organism in Eukaryota, Metazoa, Chordata, Mammalia, Rodentia, Bathyergidae. The record is from RefSeq and is a predicted model, not a curated record.